AUGUCAGUGCGCGUGGCCUUUUGGUGCGCGCUGUUCGGGUUCCCCAUCUAUUCCCAGGCGAACUACGAGCUAUUCUACGGGUCGCAGCUAUGCUCGCCGUCGCAACUGGGGCGCUGGGUGGUGGGUCCGAACGGCACGGGCAUCGUCCCGCAUGAAGGAGCUAUGGAUGCAGGUUAUAUUCCGUGGGUUGCUUGGCUGGACUGCUUGGGCCUGACAUUCCUUUUCCUCAUCUCCAAGAUGAGCACGAAUGCCAUCAAGUUCGGAUUGUCGUGGCACCUCUUCUUCAUGAUGGGCUACAUGAACCCAAACACGGGGCCGCACAUCGGCGAGCUGCACACUGGUAUUCCAGGCGUGCAGUGGGAUUCUGAGCCCACCGCCGUGCUCUUCACCACCUACACCGGGUCGCUCCUGGCAGUGCUGGCCACUUUGUUCCCCUGGCCCAUGCUCAAUAUCACUAGGGUUGAUGAAGAUACAAAGACGGUGGUCAGUUCUCUGGACAACAUUUGGGAAGACGCAAUCUCGUACUUCUGCGGCGGGAGGCAUGCUGCAAAGCGCUUGCAGAUUGCAUCGAAGAUCGCAAAUCUGACGAACAACAUCAGUACAGUCAGUGGAGAUUUGGAGGCGUCCUGGUGGGAGACGCUAGACCUUUGUGGGUUCAAGCACAAACGUGCGUUGUACGCAGAGCUUGACGCCGAGCUCGACCAGCUACAUCAAGUGCUCUACGCAAUGAAGGCCUGCAUUCUCGAGGCUGGGUUCGGAAAAACUCACGAGGCCUUCAUGGACAAGAGCAUGCGCAGGGCUGCUGAGAACCUCAAGCUUGCAACGAUGCGUCUCCUGUACCAUUGCGCCGAAUCCUGUAGGGACGGAAAGGUGGACGAGAACGAGCUCAAACAGAUAGUCCAGUGUGUGGGGGAGAUCAAGCACUGCCAGAUGCUGAUGCUGCUUGAGUACGAUCACAAGCUGUCUGCAGCAUAUGGGCAAGAGCUGAACUCCUCCAACCCCUUGUCUGACGAACCCUUCUGUAACUGCACCAUCUUCGUCUACUCCCUUUCGGUCUUCGCCUGGCGGGUGAGCGCCUUCGCGGAGGGUCACCUGGAAAAGGAUGGCUCCCGCAAGCGCGGCAGCGUAGUCAGAAACAUGUUUGGGUGGUUGCACGAGUCUUCGGGUGAAGCCGAUGCGGAGCACAGGAAUUUCGCGAUCAGAAACACGAUGUCAGUCACACUCUGCUUCGUAAUGGGAUUCUAUCUACGUGGCUCAGUGUUCCAGACUGGCUACAACGCCACCAUGGCAACCACACUGGCGCUACUGAUAAGCCGCUAUGCUGGUACGACUUUCGAAAGGAACACCAAGCGACUAAUUGGCGUGGCACUCGGCAAGGUGCUCCCCAUCUUGAUUAUGGGAUUGGUCAACCGGCUCGAGUGUAAUUCAACAUUGCAGAUAUUGGCGCACGUGCUGGCAAUUUGCACGGUGGCGGAUCUUAUUACGUUCGAGUAUAUGUAUUUCACAUCAUAUCAAUGGGACUAUGUAGGCUUGUGCGCUGCGGCGUUCGGUUGCACAUUCUUCUUCACUACUUGUAUUCAGGGUGGCGACGCCGACGGCCAGAUCAAAUCAAACUAUGUGGAGAUUGGCCAGGUGAUUCUUGCCAUCGGGGUGCAGAUUACAAUUGACACUCUCAUGAAAUCCAAAGACACUCGCCAGAUCGCAACCGUUUACACUCAUGACCUCGGCCAGGCUCUCCAACGCGGUUUCCGAGAGUACUUCUCCGGGUGCGACCUCAGCCUAUCAAAGUAUUAUUCGAGACCUGAUGAAGUCCAGGGUUGCGCCCGCGGAGGAGUUUCGGCCCAUGGCUGA
This is a messenger RNA of Prorocentrum cordatum, 1851 nucleotides long. NCBI's taxonomy places the organism in Eukaryota, Dinophyceae, Prorocentrales, Prorocentraceae. The record is from the annotation of a GenBank genome assembly.